Messenger RNA from Thamnophis sirtalis, 2620 nucleotides. The record is from RefSeq and is a predicted model, not a curated record. NCBI's taxonomy places the organism in Eukaryota, Metazoa, Chordata, Lepidosauria, Squamata, Natricidae.
AAUAUUCGAUUGAUAGAUUAUGAGAAAAUGGUGGACCACAGAGGAGUGCGAGUUGUAGCAUUUGGAAAGUGGGCUGGAGUUGCAGGUAUGAUCAAUAUUUUACAUGGAAUGGGAUUACGUUUUCUUGCUUUGGGACAUCACACCCCAUUCAUGCAUAUUGGUAUGGCUCAUAAUUAUAGAAAUAGUAGCCAGGCUGUUCAAGCAGUUCGGGAUGCUGGCUAUGAAAUUUCCUUAGGAUUGAUGCCAAAAUCAAUCGGGCCACUCACAUUUGUGUUUACAGGGACUGGGAAUGUCUCUAAGGGUGCCCAGGAAAUGUUUAAUGCUCUGCCUUGUGAGUUUGUGGAACCCCAUGAAUUGAAGGAGGUCUCUAGAACUGGAGACCUUAAAAAAGUAUACGGAACAGUACUAAGUCGACACCAUCAUCUUGUAAGGAAAACUGAUGGAGCAUAUGAUCCAGUAGAAUAUGACAAGCAUCCGGAACUCUAUACAUCACGGUUUAACAAUGAUAUUGCACCCUAUGCUACCUGUGUGAUAAAUGGAAUCUACUGGGAGCAGAAAACGCCGCGCUUGCUAAACAGACAGGAUGCACAAAAGCUUUUGACUCCCCUCCAGCCUUCUCCUGCUGCUACAGAGGGCUGUCCUGAAUUGCCACACAAAAUUGUUGCAAUAUGUGACAUCUCAGCAGACACUGAAGGAUCUAUAGAAUUUAUGACAGAAUGCACAACAAUUGAUAGUCCAUUCUGUAUGUAUGAUGCUGACCAGCACAUUAUUCAUGACAGUGUGGAGGGACUUGGGAUUUUGAUGUGUUCUAUUGAUAACUUACCAGCUCAGCUUCCAAUAGAGUCAACAGAAUGUUUUGGAGACAUGCUGUUCCCCUAUAUUGAAGAAAUGCUCCUCUCUGAUGCUUCAGAGCCCCUGGAAAGCCAGAAUUACUCACCUGUAGUUAGAGAUGCAGUGAUUACAUCCAAUGGUUCACUGACUGAUAAAUAUAAAUAUAUCCAGAAACUGAGGGAGAACAGGGAAUAUAUGCAAUCCCUGACCAUGGAUAAGAAGAAGAAGGUUUUAAUACUUGGAUCUGGAUAUGUUUCUGAGCCUGUAGUAGAAUAUCUUACAAGAGACCCCAAUGUUGAAAUAACAACAGCCUCUAUCAUGAAGACUCAGCUUGAGCAGUUGUCCAAGAAAUACAAUAAUGUUGUUCCCGUCAUUAUGAACAUCACAGAAGACGAGAGAUUAUCAUCCUUGGUGAAAAAACAUAAUCUUGUUAUUAGUUUGUUGCCAUAUUCAUUCCAUCCUCUGGUUGCUAAGAAAUGCAUUGACAGCAGAGUGAAUUUGGUGACCGCAAGUUACCUGACGCCUGAAAUGAAAGAGCUACAGAAAAGCGCAGAGGCAGCUGGCAUUACCAUUAUCAGUGAAGUAGGUUUGGAUCCUGGCCUUGAUCAUAUGUUGGCAAUGGAAUGUAUUGAUAAAGCAAAAGAAGUGGGUGCUACGGUGAUCUCCUACACUUCCUUCUGUGGUGGCUUGCCUGCUCCUGAAUAUUCUGACAACCCCCUGAGAUAUAAAUUUAGCUGGAGUCCACAGGGAGUCCUGCUAAACACAGUUAAACCUGCAACCUAUUUAAAAGAUGGAAAGAUUAUUAAUAUUCCAGCCGGAGGAGCUUUGCUUGAUUCUGUUACUGUCAUGGAUUUUUUCCCAGGAUUAAAUUUGGAAGGCUUUCCAAACAGGGACAGUACAAAAUAUGCUGAACCUUACGGCAUUCAAUCAGCUCACACUCUUUUAAGAGGAACUUUAAGGUACACGGGUUACUGUAAAGCUAUAGAAGGUUUUGUGAAAUUGGGACUAAUAAAUCAAGAACCCUGUCCUAUGCUUAGUGCGACUGCACCUUCUGUAAAAUGGAAAGAGCUAAUGUGUAAGUUACUUGGACUUCAGACUUCUGUCAAAUACGAUGAACUCCAACAGGCUGUCUGCAAACACCUGGAUGGGAACAAAAAACAGUUGGAAGCAGUGGAAUGGUUGGGGUUACUUGGAGAUGAACCUGUUCCAAUAGCGCAUAGUAUUGUGGAUGCAUUGGCCAAACACAUGGAAGCAAAGCUCUCGUACGGAUCUGGAGAGCGAGAUAUGAUAGUUAUGAGGAAUGAAAUAGGAAUUAGGCAUCCCUCUGGUCAUUUGGAAGACAAAUAUAUCAAUCUUGUUGUGUAUGGAGAUGAUAAAGGGUAUUCUGCGAUGGCCAAAACGGUGGGGUACCCUACUGCUAUUGUAGCAAAGAUGAUUCUGGAAGGUGAAAUUAACAGCAAAGGUGUGAUCGUCCCAUUGACAAAGGAUAUAUAUGGACCAAUACUAAAACGUAUUCAGGCGGAAGGCGUUGCAUACACAACCCAGAGUGUUAUCAGGCAAUAAAGCAGUCUUCAUGUUCCUCUCAGCCACCCGUCCACUGAGUUUCUAGUAUGCACAAAUUGAAGCUUGAAAAUCUGCCAUGGAUACCUUCAGCUGCAAAGUCUUCUGUGCUGAGCCCAUUGAAAUGAACAGAAGAGCAACAGCAUUUCUAUUAACCUCCAGCCUUUGGUUCAGUCUUUCACAUGAGAUUAUCCUGUUGAAUUGGGUUAAUUAAAGGCUACAGUCCCAA